This is a messenger RNA of Tetrahymena thermophila SB210, 873 nucleotides long. RefSeq lists its product as hypothetical. Lineage: Eukaryota; Ciliophora; Oligohymenophorea; Hymenostomatida; Tetrahymenidae. The transcript is spliced from 4 exons. The record is from RefSeq and is a predicted model, not a curated record.
UUAAUUUUGGUUUAAAUUGUAUUUCAAAAGUAAACUAAAAUUUAGUGUGUUUUGUUCAAUUCAAAAAAAUAAAUAAAAUUAAAAUCUUUAUAAUUUUAUAUAUUUAGAAUUAAAUUUUACUUACAAGAUUGGAUAAUCAAAAUGGACGGACAAUAAAAUUAAAAUUAAUCAUAAUAUUUGAUGGAAACGGAUAGAAAGAGAUAAUAUUUGACUUAAGACAUAUAUGAUCAAAAUCAAGAUACAGCACCAAUCAAUAGAAAAAAAAAUAUUCAAAACUAAAAAGGAUAUUUAGGUGAAAUAGCCUUUUCAUCAAAAAUUGGUGACAAAAAUUUUAGAUUAUAUAAAGACAGUUCUCUAGGAUUUGGUUAGAAAGGUUAAAACAUCUUAAUAGAUUAAGACUGGGAUGAAGACAUUGAGACAGACAACAGUUGUGCUGAAAAAGCUGUUUAAAAGUGCAUCAAACAACUAUACUAAGCCUUGAGACAUCAAAGAAGAGGAAUAGAUCCCACAAGUCCUUUUGUCCAUGACUACACUACAUUAGGUGAGAGAUAUUUUAAGGAAAAUUAGUUGAUUAAUUAAGAUAGAAAUGGGAUAAACUAAAAUUGUAAUUAAGACAGAAAUUUAAAGAUUAGCGACUCUCCUUUAAUUCAGUCUAAAAGUUAAAUUAUGAUUUAAAUGUAAGGAAUGAUGAACCAAAUAGACAUAUAGCAGAGUUAUCUGUCGCAACAAUAAUAGAUAAAUCAUGAUAUUUUGGGUUAAGAAACUAAAAGAGAUUUUAUGAAUACUCCUAUUAGAACCAAAGCAAGUUUUGCUCGUUAAAGCGAUUCUGGAUACAAUUAAUCUUUGAAUUAGAAUUAUUCCUAAAAUUUAUGA